UGUCGCUCAGUUGUUGCAUACUUCUCGGCGUGUUCGUUCGCCGCGUACCAUAAAAAGACAAUUGUAAAAAAAUAAGUAGCUCACAAAGAGCUGUUAGAAUACCACAAGGCACACAGUUGAAAUUUUAAAUUUUAACGAUUCAAAAUUCACCUGCCUAAAAGCACGCAACAGAAAUUCUUUACCAUGCUUAAUCAGCAACUGUUAGUGGUGCUGUUACUAACAGCUGCCGUAGUUGCAAGCAGCGAUGUUGAAGCCGAGGCGGAGGACGUUGACGCUAGCACCUUUAGCACUUCAGCGCCUGGAGCAGAGCCACAACCACGAAAUAUGGUAAAGCGAGCCCCUAAUUUAAGCUUUAUUGGCAUGAGAGGUAAAAAGGAACAGGAGCCAUCGGCAGAUGACAAUUGGUUAGGCCCCGAUCCCUUGGACUACACCGAAGAUGAUGCGGGCAACUUUUACAAUGAAAACAUGCGUAGACUAAAGAAAGCUCCAUUAGCCUUUGUUGGCUUGCGCGGUAAGAAAUUUACCCCAAAUAACAACCGCCUGCAUGAUUUACUGCAGCAGAUGGAGGAGGACAGACUGCGGGAGAAUCUGCUUCAGGAUUUCCUUGAGCAUCUUGCAACUGAUGGUAAUGAUGUGGCGAAGCGUGCGCCUACCGGAUUUACUGGUAUGCGGGGCAAGCGUCCAUCGAUAGCUGAGUACGAUGCUGUUGAGAAUGGGGAAGAUGCAAUGGAGCUGCUUGCAAAAAGAGCACCUGUCAACUCGUUUGUAGGCGUGCGAGGUAAAAAGGAUGUCUCACAUCAACAUUACAAGCGGGCGGCUUUGUCAGAGUUGUGGCGCAAAAUCUUUAAAAAGGCAUAUGAUGUGCGUGGAAAGAAGCAACGUUACGCGGACUUUAACAGUAAAUUUGUAGCUGUGCGUGGCAAGAAAAGCAAUGUAGAGGAUGAAGCCGGCCUAGAACCGAAUGCAAUGCGGCCAUGGGUCUAUCUAAUUGGCGGCAAAAGGGCGCCAAGCGGCUUCCUUGGCAUGAGGGGUAAACGUCCCGCGCUUGCAGAGUAAGCGGAACUGGUGGCACAGAUUGGCGAGCGCUUUCCUCAUUUAGUUUUGACGAAUGACACACGGAAGUUCCUUUUUAACUAGGCAAAGCAAAUGUUAUAAAUAAUCACUGGGCUGGAGAUUAUUUAAAACAUAAGCACACACACACAACCCACACACACAGAAAAGAUUUAGUCUAUUUCGUUUUAAUGUAAAAUUAACGAAACGUAAGGCGAUGUAAAUCUAAUUAAAAUCGCAUUUUAGCCCCAUGUGGUACAUGAAAUAAAUCAUUCGCAUAUCUA
Messenger RNA from Drosophila virilis, 1334 nucleotides. RefSeq names its product Tachykinin (gene Tk). NCBI's taxonomy places the organism in Eukaryota, Metazoa, Arthropoda, Insecta, Diptera, Drosophilidae. The record is from RefSeq and is a predicted model, not a curated record.